AUGGCUAGGGAAACCUUGUCACUCGUAAGCCACCACCUCAAGAGGGCGGUGAAGAAAAUCAACCUGAUUUUACUCAGCUUCAAAUUAAACCGAUUGCGGUUAGCUUCGAUCCUUGGUUGCGCUUCUCGAGCUUCUACGCGGCAUUGUUUGAGCUUCAAUGACCGGUUGGGGCUUUACAGCUGCAUUGAAGACGAAAAUACUCAUGGGAAUCAGCGCGGUUUGAGAAGGGUUCAAAGCACGAGGACCCAUGAUCGUCCGAGGGAUCAGGAUUCGGACGAUCACGAUGACGAUGAUGUCAAUCGCAGGGCUGAUGUUUUUAUAGCAAAUUUUCGCCGGCAGCUGAUGUUUGAGAGGCAGGUUUCUUUGCAGCUAAGGUACUGCAGAGAAGAGAGUUUUUAG
Messenger RNA from Malus domestica (apple), 399 nucleotides. RefSeq lists its product as uncharacterized. The record is from RefSeq and is a predicted model, not a curated record. Lineage: Eukaryota; Viridiplantae; Streptophyta; Magnoliopsida; Rosales; Rosaceae.